GUUUGGUUUCUACCCAACAUUUGAAUUGGGUAAUCCCCAACCAGUCUCAGCCGUUUGCGUUUCAACCACAAAGUCACCGAGGUACUUCACGCAACACCAUGCGCUUCACGAUCCCGGCUCUCCUUGUCGUGUCCGCAACAGCUUGCCUAGCGGACAUGAUGAGGGUCAUUACCGUCUGCCCUUCGGAGGGCCUGGGGCGCUGUGACAGCAGCCGCGGCACGUUCCCGACAUGCUGUGGCCACUAUCCCGUCGAUGCCAACGAAGGGCGCAGAGGUACUGGCGUCCCGGGCAUGGUCGAGUUCUGCGUCGACUGGGGCAACCGGCGAGGCCACUUCCGAUUCUCGCACCAGUCUUUUAAGCGAUGCAUGUGCAUGGCCAGCGAACAAAACAUGAACUUGCCUCUCAUCUGUCCCACGAAUGGGUCGUGUAUCGUGUCAGAUUGGGAGGAGAUUCCCUGUUCUUGGAGGGAGGUACCGGCGGAACCUGAGGCGAUUGUGUCGGCGACGGAGGAGGAGGCUGCUCCUGUUGAGACUGGUAACCAUUAAGUGGGCUUUUAUGUGUCGGUGUGGAGGUUUUACGCGCGGCCUUGAAAAUCUGAGAGGUGGAAAAGUUGGCGAAGGACAGGAAACGAUGGGAAGGGGGUUUGGGAGGCCGGGUGGAAAGGGG
This is a messenger RNA of Parathielavia appendiculata, 666 nucleotides long. RefSeq lists its product as uncharacterized. The transcript has 2 exons. Bases 99 to 545 code for a protein of 148 amino acids. Lineage: Eukaryota; Fungi; Ascomycota; Sordariomycetes; Sordariales; Chaetomiaceae. The record is from RefSeq and is a predicted model, not a curated record.